AUGUGUGAUGAAGAAGAAAUCUUAUCAAGAAUUGAGACAAUCAACUAUUUUGGAGAAGAAGUGGCUCCAAGAGAAGCCAGCACUUUAUUAAUUUUGCCUAGAAAAGACUCUGCGACUGCUUCUUCAGCAACUUCUGGUGCUGAUCAAGAUUCAUUUGAAUUGCUAGAACCAAUGAUGGAAGAGAUUCAAGUGGAUCUAGACAAAAGCAUUGUUUCAACGGUUGACAUUGUGCCGUUUAAAAUUGAAACUGUUCAGUUGAUCUCACCAGAAAAGGAACUUGAAAGAGAGGAAAUGUCUCGAAUAGUGACAGCGACUUUUUGGAGUGAAGAAGGUUUGACAGCCGAAACAUCACAACCCUUGCUUGUAAGAGAGAUCUCUCAAGUCUCAUCGAGAACUUCUGGAGCUGAUGAAGAACAAAAUCUAUCAGAAGCAGAAUCGUCUGCAACUUCUGGGGCUGAUCAUGAUAGAUUGUUUAAGCAAUCAUUUGAUGAAGAGCCUCAGCCUACACCUUCUAUGCCACCACCCCGACCCAGCCCACCGAAGCUCGAUCAACUUGUCUCUCACCGAAUUCAAAUCGAUCUUGCCACUUCAAAAUCGAUCUCAACUUUCCCUUCACUAUCACAGACUAUAGAACCAAGAAAAACAAAAGACCAAGAAAUCGUCGAGCUGAUGAUCAUUCACCAGUGUCUCCUAUUUCACAAGCUGGCAUCAGUGAUCAGUUCCAAGGCUCAAUGGAAGAAGGAUUCU
Molecule: messenger RNA, 747 nt
Organism: Mesorhabditis belari
Lineage: Eukaryota; Metazoa; Nematoda; Chromadorea; Rhabditida; Rhabditidae
Source: the annotation of a GenBank genome assembly